Molecule: messenger RNA, 1236 nt
Organism: Symbiodinium sp. CCMP2592
Lineage: Eukaryota; Dinophyceae; Suessiales; Symbiodiniaceae
Source: the annotation of a GenBank genome assembly
AUGACGACCGGUCCGAUGACAAAGCCUGGCAUCAUUCUGGCCUUGUCCUCAUACCUCGCGAUUCUUACGCUUCGGCCGUCAGGUUGCUUCGCGCGGCCACCUGCCGUUGUUCUAGAUGGGGAGAACGACCAGCAAGAACGGAGGUUAGUCGUGGAGCUGAAAGAGGCUGGACGUGACGGUAAUUGGUUCAAGGCCGAGAUGCUUCUGGGCAAGUAUACUGGCUGUGCUGUGGCGGUUUUUACAGCAGCUUUGGCUGUGGCGCAUCGAUGUGGAAGAUAUCGCGAAGGUGCCAGGAUCUAUGAAAAGUUCCGCGCUGCGGAUCAGGUCCGUUCAAACGAUGCAGCGCUCCAAGCAGAAGCUAUCCGCAUCUUUGCGAAGCUUCGAGCCUUCGGCCGCGUGCGCCAAGUCUGGGGAGAAGCCCGGGAUGCAGGUGCGGUGAGCACCAUGCUCCUCUCCGCGCGCCUCGAGGCUGCGGCCGCCGAGGGGGACGUGGACGCGGCCGAGGCUGCUCUCCAGGAGAUGUGUGAAAGGGGCAUGGCACCGGGUGUGGAGCACUUCAACUCGGCCAUUUUGGCAUGCGAAAACUCGGACAAGUUCACCCCGGCCGCUAUGUUCCUUUUCGAGUCCAUGCUGACUCAGGCAGUGGUCGUUAUAAAUGCACACACACACACACACACACACACACACACACACACACACACACACACACACACACACACACACACACACACACACACACACACACACACACACACACACACACACACACACACACACACACACCACACACACACACACACACACACACACACACACACACACACACACACACACACACACACACACACACACACACACACACACACACACACACACACACACACACACACACACACACACACACACACACACACACACACACACACACACACACACACACACACACACACACACACACACACACACACACACACACACACACACACACACACACACACACACACACACACACACACACACACACACACACACACACACACACACACACACACACACACACACACACACACACACACACACACACACACACACACACACACACACACACACACACACACACACACACACACACACACACACACACACACACACACACACACACACACACACACACACACACACACACACACACACACACACACACAUAUGUCUCCUAAUUAUCGGUCUGGUGGGUAG